UAUUCUUCUUAUACAUUCAUGUGUUCCUUUGUCACAGAUUAGAACGUACUGCGGUUGCUUUGGUCCGAGUUAACACACACGGUUAGUCUUUCACUCUCUGCACUUUCUUUUUUUUGUUCUCUUUUUUGUCUUCAUUCUGUCUCAUUUUUGGUCAGUGAUCACAGUCUAGUUAUGGAUCAUAACUUAUGAUCAGUAUGGUUUUUUUUACUUUGAUCACAGUUUUAAUGUCUGAGGCUGGGGCUAGUGCUACACGUCGUGAAGUUGAUCCAGGAAGAAAAUAUGGGAUCAUGUUGAAUAACAAUUCCAACUCUUGGAAGUGUAUCUUCUGUAAGAAAGACUUCAACGCUGGAAUUUCACAUCUCAAGCAACACUUGAGAGGGGAUCAUAGGAAUGCCAGAGCUUGUACUUUAUGUCCACCACAUGUGAGAGAGUCGUUAAUCAAAUACAAACAGAUGAAGGAGGACGAGAAAGCUGCUCGUAACUUGGCUCUCCAAGAAGAAGAAGAAGGUCUUGACGAGUAUGAUGAAGAGUGCGGGAAAGAAAGUCAGCUGCGACGGUUUAUCCAUGCUAAGAAGAGGAGAGUUAGAGGUCCACUGGACAGGUAUGUGACUGUUCCUCCUCCUGAUGUUUUGCAAGGAAGGAAAGAUAGAAAGAGUACUCUUGGAGCUGCUUGUGAUAAAGAGGCAAGGGAAGAUGUAUGUGGAGAUAUAACUAGGUGGUUUUUGGAUGCUGGUCUUGCGUUCAAUGCAGUCAACUAUCCUAGUUUUGACAAGAUGAUUCGAUCAAUUGGGCUAUAUGGACCAGGAUUGAAACCACCAAGUAUGUAUGAAUUAAGGGCUCCACUGCUUAAUAAAGAAGUGCAUAACACUCUUGUCCAAAUUGAGGAUAACAAGAAGGAGUGGGCUAGUAAAGGAUGUUCACUUAUGUCUGAUGGUUGGAGAGAUUCAGUGGCUAAGAAAGACAUUGUCAACUUCCUAGUUAAUUCCCCUAAAGGUUCUGUUUUCAUGAAGUCAAAAGAUGUUUCCGAAGUGGUGAAAGAUGCAACGUUGUUGUUUAACUUGCUAGAUGAUAUGGUUGAGGAGAUUGGAGAAGCUAAUGUAGUUCAAGUCAUCACAGACAAUGCAAAGAACUACAUAAAAGCUGCAAAAAAUGCAUGUUCAUGAAUGGAUAUAUCUACAGCCAUGUCCCUCUUGUGAACAUGAUGAGGAAAUUCACAAAGCAAAGAAAUCUGCACAGGCCGGCUAUAACAAGGUUUGCUACUUCUUCCAUAACCAUGACUCAGUUUCUUAAACAGCAGAAGCCUUUAAGGGAAAUGGUCAAUUCUGCUGAAUGGAGUGAGUCUAAAUGGCCCAAAGAAGCUGGAGCGGGAAAAGUUAGACAGUAUCUUAUGCAAGCGAGUUUUUGGAAGAAUAUUCGACGUGUUCUGAAGCUUAUGACUCCUCUUGUCAAAGUACUUAGGAUGGUUGAUGGAGAGAGAAAACCAGCUAUGGGAUACAUUUAUGCAGCCAUGGACAGGGCAAAAGAGACAACCGAAAGGGAUUUCAACUGGAAUAAAGAGAAGUACGAAGAAGCCUUUGAGACCAUUGACAAAAGGUGGCAGUGUCAGCUUCAUCAUCCUUUGCAUGCUGCUGGGUAUUUCCUAAACCCUUCAAUCCAUUACAAAUAUCACGAUGAUGUACGUUGCGCCGAAGUGGAAGGGGGCUUGUACAAUUGCAUUACUAGGUUGGUUCCAAAUACAGAGACUCAAGACAAGAUAAUGACAGAGUUGGAUGCUUUCAAGGACGCUACUGGUAUCUUCGGCCACGACAUGGCCAUUAGGCAAAGAGAUAUCAAAGCACCAGCUGAAUGGUGGUCUUGUUAUGGAUCUUCUGCUCCAAAUCUGAGAAGCUUUGCUGUUAAGAUCCUUAGUCUGACUUGUAGUGCUACUGGUUGUGAAAGAAAUUGGAGUAUUUUCCAACUUCUUCAUACGAAGAAGAGAAAUCGCCUAGCACAACAUCGGCUGAACAACAUGGUUUUUGUGAAGUACAACAGAGCUCUAAAACGCAGAAGCUUGAGAAGUGUGUGUGCCACCAGAGAUCCUAUUCUUUUGGAUGAAAUUGAUGAUAGCAAUGAGUGGUUGUUUAGAAGAAUGGAUGGAGAUUCAUCUGAUAAUGAUGAUUUGGUGUGGGAAGAUGAUGAUUUGCCAUGGAAUGUUGUGAGCCAAGCUAUGGGUGUUGAAGAACCCAGCUAUUCUACUAGAGGAGUUGGAGCAAAAGGUGCAAGUUCAUCUAAAACAGAUAAAGGGAAAGGUAUUGCUAGCUCAAACCAGAAGCAAUCAUCUGCGCCUGCUAUGAGAUUGGUUGAUGAAGAAGAUGAGUUGGAAGAAGAUUUAGAUGAAGAUGAUUUUGGGUAUGAGGAUGUUGAGUACGAUGAUGAAGAUGACAAUAAUGGUGUUUCUGAAGAUGAAUUUUAGGUAUUGGUUUUGAUUUAUUUAUUAUGAUAUUAUCUUUUGGUUUCUACAUUUGAGACUUUGUUUUUGGGUUUUUUUUUUGAAUAAUUUUGUUUUGGUUUAACUAUCUUCAAAUAAUAAAGCUUGCAACUUAUUUAA
This is a messenger RNA of Brassica napus (rape), 2587 nucleotides long. RefSeq lists its product as uncharacterized. NCBI's taxonomy places the organism in Eukaryota, Viridiplantae, Streptophyta, Magnoliopsida, Brassicales, Brassicaceae. Bases 1154 to 2452 code for a protein of 432 amino acids. Gene Ontology annotation, molecular function: protein dimerization activity. The transcript is spliced from 6 exons. The record is from RefSeq and is a predicted model, not a curated record.